Messenger RNA from Panicum hallii, 2859 nucleotides. RefSeq names its product protein MLN51 homolog. The coding region runs from base 125 to 2197 and encodes 690 amino acids. The transcript has 10 exons. Gene Ontology annotation, molecular function: mRNA binding. The record is from RefSeq and is a predicted model, not a curated record. Gene Ontology annotation, cellular component: exon-exon junction complex. Gene Ontology annotation, biological process: mRNA processing. NCBI's taxonomy places the organism in Eukaryota, Viridiplantae, Streptophyta, Magnoliopsida, Poales, Poaceae.
CGUGGCGGCGAAUCAGCAUGGAGGGGAGCCAGCCGGGAGCUCGGGGAUCCUCUCGGACCUUCUAGAUUCCCUCAAGCCCUAGCCUAAACCCACCCGGUGGCCUCUCACCCAACCGAUCCCACCCAUGGAGGAGGCGGAGAAGGCGGGUGGGCAGGCGGAGGCGGAGUAUGAGAGCGACCUCGACGGCGCGCCCCUCCCUGCGGCGAGGCGGCGCGCGGCGGCGCGCGACGAUGAGGAGGACGAGGACGAGGGCGGCGGUGGGAGCGGGUGGGGUUCGCCUGCGCCGUCGUCGACGGUGUGCGACUCCGAGUCCGACCCCGACGGGCAGGGCGCGCCCGAGUUGUACGACGACGACGGCGACGAGGGGGUUUUCGGCACCGAGGAGGAAUGCGGGUACACGUUCAAGGAGCGCGAGGCUGGAGGUGUUGGGUGCGGAGAUGUCGAUGUGGAGGUGGCUGUGGCGCCGGAGGACGAAGGAAAGUACGAGGCGGAGGAAUCGGCGGCGGUGGAAGGGGAGGAGGAGGAAUCACCGGUGGAAGGGGAAGCGGAGGAAGUGACGAUGGAAGGAGAGGAGGAAGUGAAGAAGGGGAGUGAGCCAUACGACGUGCCGACGGCAGGCGCUUUCUACGAGCACGACACUCGCUUCCAGGGCCAGGAAGACGGCGGCCGCGGCCACCAAAGGCAAGUUUUGGGUGGUCAAAAGAUAUGGAAUCCUAAAGUGGAAGCUGUGUGGGUGCAUGAUCGGUUUAAUGAGAUAAAUUCCCAUGCUAAUACCAAGAAUGAGUAUCAUGUCCAUGUGCGUAUGAUGCAGAGUGUUGACAAUGGUAAUUUUGAAGGAACCAAAUCCUACAAUCAUUCCAAGAGCUUUGACUGUGUUCAGACACAAUCUCAUUCAUAUUAUGGCAAUGUUAAAGGCUAUAAUGAUGAGCGAAAUGUGUACAGAGAGAAAGGCUCUAGAAACUACCAAUCUCAUCGGAUGACUUCAGGAAUCUCUUCAGCACAAGACAAUAGAAAAUCAUAUUCCAGAUCACAGAAUGCAGAGGUUUCAUCUAAUGCGGGUGUGGGAAAGCAUUCCUCUCAAACUCUAAGUUUGCAGCAUGAACAAACCCUUCACUGCAAGCAAACCUUUAGAUCAGACAUAAGUUCAGCUCCACCUACCUUUUACUCUUCUAGAGCAUCCCAUCAAGGACUCCCUUUUAUUCCAAGAGAGAAAGUACGGCGUGUAACAUUCAACAAACUGUUCUCAUCAGCUGUUCACAAGGCACAUAAUUCUUUGACACCACAAUCCCAUCCCGUUUUCAGAAGGAAGGCCUUUGUUCCAUCUGUAUCUGUUGAGCAUGGAACUGCUGUUGAUUCUAACCACAUAGUUCCUAUUGAUGUCAUGGCGUGCUCUGCUCUGCAUCCCAUGUCAACAUCACAUAACUAUAGCAAAGAUUCAGAAUUCUGGGAUCAAGGUAGAGAUUUAGACAUUGCUGAGACUACCAUACCUUGUACUGAGCCCCAGAUUGCAGUUUAUCAGCAAAGGUCAGUUCAACGACCAAUCCUACCCACGCCAAGGGCAUCUUCUCAGAUAUUUGUACAUAAAGAUACCAGUAACAACAAAAUUCGAUCUCAUCCACAAACAAGAUUGAUAAGUUCAUCUGAUGAUGGCAAGGUCACUACACCCCCUGAAACAAACAGUUCUGUAGUGCUAUCGGCAUUGACAGUGCAAGAUGAUAUGAAGGAAGCAGAGAGGACCUAUUUUCUUGAUGGAGGAAGCUUUGUUGUUGAUGAUACAGGAGCAAGAUGCUCUACCCUUGAUGAGCCAGGUUCCACUAGCACUCCAGCAAAAUUGCCAGUUAUGCUGUUCAGUGGCUUGCAUCCUAUGGGGCCUGGUUUUUCUUCGGUUAUGGUUCUGCCAGGAUUUGUGGGUCAACAUUGUGAUGGCGAUUCUGAAAUGGGACUAAUGACCUGUAGGUUGCCGAUAUCGACUGGUGCUACUGGGGUUCAGGAAGGAUCAAGCAGUCCACUUAAUUUUGGCAAGAAUUGUCCCCAACCUUCUGAACUUGCAUCUUCAUUAACAUCGCUAAGAGACCAUGCUGCAAGUAAUGAUCCUAUUUCAUUGACUUCCCAAGAAAUACCAGAGGCUGUAAGUCAUGAACCUGUUCAUCAUCAAAACAGAACUCGCAGAUACUCGGAGAUGAAAUUUGCCUUGUGAAAAGUUGACAGUUGAAGUGGAUUGACUGAACCAGCUUUGAGUCUAUAGAAUUUGCACGAUCUAUUGCCAUUUUGCCGGACAGAUCAGUUCUUUCUUAAGAUCAACUCCACCGGUUCCAUGUAGAACUACUGAUUUUUCUCUUUUUCUUCACCAGGUAGCAGGUUUAGCUAACUGCUAUGGCCAUCUGCAUCGGUUGCACAGUUCCAUGGGGUUGCUGUAUCCCGCUCGUAGGUCUCUCACCAUGAGAAUAACCGAUGCGGUGGUUAUUCACAGCAACUCUUGCUCAGCUCUGCCUCUGCUUUCGUCAUCUGCUGCGGCUCCCUGCCGAGUUGCCCAUCUUUUGACGAACACGUGCUAUGCACGCAUUUCAUUAAGAACUUGGUUUCAUGCUUCAGGUAGUUCGAAACUCGCAGUAGCUAGUUGGCCACGCAAGUUAGACUGCUUUUCAGUACGGUCCUUAGCAUGUUAGUGCUGGUCCUGUGGCUUGCCCCUUCUCUGUUCACUUAUGACUUGCCAGCUUCUGGAAAUGGGAAGUUGCUCAGGUGAGCCUGCUGUCAAAAUUCAUCCGACUUGCUUCCCCUGCAGAGAGAGUGAAAACCUGUCAUACUGCUCAGUUCCCUACUAUAUAUGAUUGGCUUGUAUGAAGAAACCGCUAUUGGAGU